AUGGCUCCAAGUCUGUCUUCAAGUGCUAAUGAUACCACACUAGAACCUAUAGCAACUGAAAAUGCAGCAAUCCGCCAGAAGAUAGUGGAUUCCCAGUUCAGAUGCUAUGAGAGGAUGAACAGAGAGCCGCCUUAUGCAAAAAAAGGUCUGUUCUGUAACCGUACAUGGGAUGGAUGGCUCUGUUGGGAUGACACGCCUGCUGGAGAAGAAGCUGAACAAAAUUGUCCUGAUUAUUUUCCAGACUUUGAUCCAACUGAAACAGCCUCAAAGUCCUGUGAUGAGAAUGGAAAUUGGUUCCGGCAUCCUGAAAACAACCGGACUUGGUCUGAUUACACACGGUGCAAUUCUUUCACAAAUGAAAAGCGUAAGAUGAUAAUGAUACUAUAUUAUAUGGCUAUAGUAGGACAUGCACUGUCUAUAACUUCCCUGUUGAUUUCCUUGGGGAUUUUCUUCUACUUCAAAAGCCUCAGCUGUCAAAGGAUAACACUGCAUAAGAAUUUGUUUUUUUCUUACGUUCUGAACUCUGUGUUUACACUCGCCUACCUCAUUGCUGUUGUGUCUGAACCAGGUCUGGUAAAAAAAGAUCCAGUAAGCUGCAAAGUACUCCAGUUUUUUCACCAAUACAUGCUGGGCUGCAACUAUUUCUGGAUGCUUUGUGAAGGCAUUUAUCUUCAUACGCUCAUUGUAGUGGCAGUAUUUGCUGAAGAGCAGCGUUUGCAUUGGUAUUACCUCUUGGGCUGGGGGUUUCCUUUAGUACCAGCAUCAAUUCACGCUGUGGCAAGAGCAAAAUACUUCAAUGAUAACUGCUGGAUGAGUGUUGACACUCAGUUGCUGUAUGUCGUUCAUGGGCCAGUGAUGGCAGCUUUAUUGGUCAAUUUUUUCUUUUUGCUAAACAUUGUCCGAGUUCUUGUCACGAAGCUAAGAGACACUCAUCGGGCUGAGUCCAACAUGUACAUGAAAGCCGUCCGAGCCACUUUAAUCCUUGUGCCCUUGUUAGGAAUUCAGUUUGUCAUUAUUCCUUGGAGACCGGAAAACAGACUGGCUGGAGAAGUCUAUGAUUACGUCAUGCACAUAUUAAUGCAUUACCAGGGUUUACUUGUGGCAACUAUUUUCUGUUUUUUCAAUGGAGAGGUCCAAGGAGCUCUGAAAAGGCAAUGGAUGCAGUAUAAAACCCAAUGGGGUCAAAGACGACGAGAACAUUGCUCUACACGAUCUACCUCCUAUACAGCAACAUCUAUUACAGAGGUCCCUGUUUAUCUAUAUCCCCAUGAAUCCAACAGUGAACAGUUUAAUGGAAAAUAA
Messenger RNA from Eublepharis macularius, 1302 nucleotides. It is a transcript of the gene CALCR, whose product is annotated as calcitonin receptor. The transcript has 11 exons. Gene Ontology annotation, biological process: cell surface receptor signaling pathway; positive regulation of cytosolic calcium ion concentration; adenylate cyclase-activating G protein-coupled receptor signaling pathway. The coding region runs from base 1 to 1302 and encodes 433 amino acids. Lineage: Eukaryota; Metazoa; Chordata; Lepidosauria; Squamata; Eublepharidae. The record is from RefSeq and is a predicted model, not a curated record. Gene Ontology annotation, cellular component: axon; plasma membrane. Gene Ontology annotation, molecular function: calcitonin receptor activity; amylin receptor activity.